AGAAACAGCUUUAAGUUGAUUGCCUAAAGUCACGCAGGUAAUUGAUGCAGUAUGGCCAGAACCCAUACUAGGCUUAAAGGACAGUGUACCAUAAACUCGUAGAGGUCCUUUAAACAGAUAGAAACGCUGUGCUCCAGGCAGAUGCCGUAACAAACACUGGCUCUAGAUCUACCAUGGGUUAUAUGGGUCCUUAGUUAAGAUUAGAUAUGGAGUCACAGUGUGCCAGAAUUUCAGGGAGAGAGGAAAGUGGAAGGGCUUUCCACUAAGCCUUUUGAACUACUAGGUACCCCUCGUUUUACAUCUGGUUAUCUCAUUUAAAUCUAUGACAUUUUAAAAUACUUAUUACCAUUUAAGACAUGAGAAAAAUUAAGUUUAGAAACGGCUAGAUAGCUCACGCUAGAAAGGAAGGACUCCAAAUUUUAACCAAGGGCAGAUGUGCAUGGAGGCCAAGUCAUUUCCUUCCCAUGCUCUCAUACUGACCCAACAAACCCAUUCUGCACGUGAGAAAACUGAGGCCCGGAGAAGGGAAUGCACACACGUUUGAAGCCAAGCUGGGGCCAGAAAGUAGAUCGGCUGAUCUCCAAACCUCCACGUCAAAGGUCUUCCCAGGAGGACAUAUGCCUUCAAGGAUUUUGCAAUGUAUACCACCCUACAAGUGAUGGGAGAGAGGGGAAAAAAGCAACCGACUAAGGAGAAAAGCAAGGAGCAGAAAAAGGAGCUAAAGAGGAGCUGUCAGAACGGUGUGAGGAGAGUGGGAAAGGAGCCGCCUCCUUUUGCCUCUCUUCCUACUUAUUAACAAAACAGAACGACUAUUCAGCGUAUUUCAGGGAGCUAAGUCUUAGCCAGCUUCAGCUGUGUUUUAACCCUUAGCUAAAUAUAGACAAGGCUAAGGCAGGCCAGGUGUACACUUCAGGAAGAAGUGGAAAUUCCCAGGGCGGACCAAAACUUGAGCUGUUCCGGCGGUAGUGAUUUGAGGUCGGUUUGAAAGAGAAGUUGAGAAAGCGGCCGAGGGGCGAAUUUGGCUGCACUACACGCUCGCCACAAAGAGGCAGGGCCGCCGGCCGCCGGGGCCGAGUGCGCUUCCAGCCCAGGCGGAGCGGUAGACGCAACAGCCUCCGCCCGCCACGUGACCCGUAGUGUUGUGGUCUGGCCCGCGUGGGUGGCGGGAGCGCCGAGAGGGCGGGGGCGGCGAUGGGGCGCGUCACGUGACGGGGUUUAAAUCUCCCGCAGUCGGAGCCGCGGGGGCGCCACUGCCGCGCGUCGAGCGGGAGCAGAGGAGGCGAGGGAGGAGGGCCAGAGAGGCAGUUGGAAGAUGGCGGACGAGGCGGCCCUCGCCCUUCAGCCCGGCGGCUCCCCCUCGGCGGCGGGGGCCGACAGGGAGGCCGCGUCGUCCCCCGCCGGGGAGCCGCUCCGCAAGAGGCCGCGGAGAGAUGGUCCCGGCCUCGAGCGGAGCCCGGGCGAGUCCGGUGGGGCGGCCCCAGAGCGUGAGGUGCCGGCGGCGGCCAGGGGCUGCCCGGGUGCGGCGGCGGCGGCGCUGUGGCGGGAGGCGGAGGCAGAGACGGCGGCGACGGCGGCGGCGGCGGGCGGGGAGCAAGAGGCCCAGGCGACUGCGGCGGCUGGGGAAGGAGACAAUGGGCCGGGCCUGCAGGGCCCAUCUCGGGAGCCACCGCUGGCCGACAACUUCUACGACGAAGACGACGACGACGAGGGCGAGGAGGAGGAAGAGGCGGCGGCGGCGGCGAUUGGGUACCGAGAUAACCUUCUGUUCGGUGAUGAAAUUAUCACUAAUGGUUUUCAUUCCUGUGAAAGUGAUGAGGAGGAUAGAGCCUCACAUGCAAGCUCUAGUGACUGGACUCCAAGGCCACGGAUAGGUCCAUAUACUUUUGUUCAGCAACAUCUUAUGAUUGGCACAGAUCCUCGAACAAUUCUUAAAGAUUUAUUGCCGGAAACAAUACCUCCACCUGAGUUGGAUGAUAUGACACUGUGGCAGAUUGUUAUUAAUAUCCUUUCAGAACCACCAAAAAGGAAAAAAAGAAAAGAUAUUAAUACAAUUGAAGAUGCUGUGAAAUUACUGCAAGAGUGCAAAAAAAUUAUAGUUCUAACUGGAGCUGGGGUGUCUGUUUCAUGUGGAAUACCUGACUUCAGGUCAAGGGAUGGUAUUUAUGCUCGCCUUGCUGUAGACUUCCCAGAUCUUCCAGAUCCUCAAGCGAUGUUUGAUAUUGAAUAUUUCAGAAAAGAUCCAAGACCAUUCUUCAAGUUUGCAAAGGAAAUAUAUCCUGGACAAUUCCAGCCAUCUCUCUGUCACAAAUUCAUAGCCUUGUCAGAUAAGGAAGGAAAACUACUUCGCAACUAUACCCAAAACAUAGACACGCUGGAACAGGUUGCGGGAAUCCAAAGGAUAAUUCAGUGUCAUGGUUCCUUUGCAACAGCAUCUUGCCUAAUUUGUAAAUACAAAGUUGACUGUGAAGCUGUACGAGGAGAUAUUUUUAAUCAGGUAGUUCCUCGAUGUCCUAGGUGCCCAGCUGAUGAACCGCUUGCUAUCAUGAAACCAGAGAUUGUGUUUUUUGGUGAAAAUUUACCAGAACAGUUUCAUAGAGCCAUGAAGUAUGACAAAGAUGAAGUUGACCUCCUCAUUGUUAUUGGGUCUUCCCUCAAAGUAAGACCAGUAGCACUAAUUCCAAGUUCCAUACCCCAUGAAGUGCCUCAGAUAUUAAUUAAUAGAGAACCUUUGCCUCAUCUGCAUUUUGAUGUAGAGCUUCUUGGAGACUGUGAUGUCAUAAUUAAUGAAUUGUGUCAUAGGUUAGGUGGUGAAUAUGCCAAACUAUGCUGUAACCCUGUAAAGCUUUCAGAAAUUACUGAAAAACCUCCACGAACACAGAAAGAAUUGGCUUAUUUGUCAGAGUUGCCACCCACACCUCUUCAUGUUUCAGAAGACUCAAGUUCACCAGAAAGAACUUCACCACCAGAUUCUUCAGUGAUUGUCACACUUUUAGACCAAGCAGCUAAGAGUAAUGAUGAUUUAGAUGUGUCUGAAUCAAAAGGUUGUAUGGAAGAAAAACCACAGGAAGUACAAACUUCUAGGAAUGUUGAAAGUAUUGCUGAACAGAUGGAAAAUCCGGAUUUGAAGAAUGUUGGUUCUAGUACUGGGGAGAAAAAUGAAAGAACUUCAGUGGCUGGAACAGUGAGAAAAUGCUGGCCUAAUAGAGUGGCAAAGGAGCAGAUUAGUAAGCGGCUUGAUGGUAAUCAGUAUCUGUUUUUGCCACCAAAUCGUUACAUUUUCCAUGGCGCUGAGGUAUAUUCAGACUCUGAAGAUGACGUCUUAUCCUCUAGUUCUUGUGGCAGUAACAGUGAUAGUGGGACAUGCCAGAGUCCAAGUUUAGAAGAACCCAUGGAGGAUGAAAGUGAAAUUGAAGAAUUCUACAAUGGCUUAGAAGAUGAGCCUGAUGUUCCAGAAAGAGCUGGAGGAGCUGGAUUUGGGACUGAUGGAGAUGAUCAAGAGGCAAUUAAUGAAGCUAUAUCUGUGAAACAGGAAGUAACAGACAUGAACUAUCCAUCAAACAAAUCAUAGUGUAAUAAUUGUGCAGGUACAGGAAUUGUUCCACCAGCAUUAGGAACUUUAGCAUGUCAAAAUGAAUGUUUACUUGUGAACUCGAUAGAGCAAGGAAACCAGAAAGGUGUAAUAUUUAUAGGUUGGUAAAAUAGAUUGUUUUUCAUGGAUAAUUUUUAACUUCAUUAUUUCUGUACUUGUACAAACUCAACACUAACUUUUUUUUUUUUUAAAAAAAGGUACUAAGUAUCUUUAAUCAGCUGUUGGUCAAGACUUUCUUUUAAAGGUUCAUUUGUAUGAUAAAUUCAUAUGUGUAUAUAUAAUUUUUUUUGUUUUGUCUAGUGAGUUUCAACAUUUUUAAAGUUUUCAAAAAGCCAUCGGAAUGUUAAAUUAAUGUAAAGGGAACAGCUUAUCUAGACCAAAGAAUGGUAUUUUCACUUUUCUUUGUAACAUUGAAUGGUUUGAAGUACUCAAAAUCUGUUACGCUAAACUUUUGAUUCUUUAACACAAUUAUUUUUAAACACUGGCAUUUUCCAAAACUGUGGCAGCUAACUUUUUAAAAUCUCAAAUGACAUGCAGUGUGAGUAGAAGGAAGUCAACAAUAUGUGGGGAGAGCACUCGGUUGUCUUUACUUUUAAAAGUAAUACUUGGUGCUAAGAAUUUCAGGAUUAUUGUAUUUACGUUCAAAUGAAGAUGGCUUUUGUACUUCCUGUGGACAUGUAGUAAUGUCUAUAUUGGCUCAUAAAACUAACCUGAAAAACAAAUAAAUGCUUUGGAAAUGUUUCAGUUGCUUUAGAAACAUUAGUGCCUGCCUGGAUCCCCUUAGUUUUGAAAUAUUUGCCAUUGUUGUUUAAAUACCUAUCACUGUGGUAGAGCUUGCAUUGAUCUUUUCCACAAGUAUUAAACUGCCAAAAUGUGAAUAUGCAAAGCCUUUCUGAAUCUAUAAUAAUGGUACUUGUACUGGGGAGAGUGUAAUAUUUUGGACUGCUGUUUUCCAUUAAUGAGGAGAGCAACAGGCCCCUGAUUAUACAGUUCCAAAGUAAUAAGAUGUUAAUUGUAAUUCAGCCAGAAAGUACAUGUCUCCCAUUGGGAGGAUUUGGUGUUAAAUACCAAACUGCUAGCCUAGUAUUAUGGAGAUGAACAUGAUGUAACUUGUAAUAGCAGAAUAGUUAAUGAAUGAAACUAGUUCUUAUAAUUUAUCUUUAUUUAAAAGCUUAGCCUGCCUUAAAACUAGAGAUCAACUUUCUCAGCUGCAAAAGCUUCUAGUCUUUCAAGAAGUUCAUACUUUAUGAAAUUGCACAGUAAGCAUUUAUUUUUCAGACCAUUUUUGAACAUCACUCCUAAAUUAAUAAAGUAUUCCUCUGUUGCUUUAGUAUUUAUUACAAUAAAAAGGGUUUGAAAUAUAGCUGUUCUUUAUGCAUAAAACACCCAGCUAGGACCAUUACUGCCAGAGAAAAAAAUCGUAUUGAAUGGCCAUUUCCCUACUUAUAAGAUGUCUCAGUCUGAAUUUAUUUGGCUACACUAAAGAAUGCAGUAUAUUUAGUUUUCCAUUUGCAUGAUGUUUGUGUGCUAUAGAUGAUAUUUUAAAUUGAAAAGUUUGUUUUAAAUUAUUUUUACAGUGAAGACUGUUUUCAGCUCUUUUUAUAUUGUACAUAGUCUUUUAUGUAAUCUACUGGCAUAUGUUUUGUAGACUGUUUAAUGACUGGAUAUCUUCCUUCAACUUUUGAAAUACAAAACCAGUGUUUUUUACUUGUACACUGUUUUAAAGUCUAUUAAAAUUGUCAUUUGACUUUUUUCUGUUAA
Messenger RNA from Pan troglodytes (chimpanzee), 5350 nucleotides. It is a transcript of the gene SIRT1, whose product is annotated as sirtuin 1. Gene Ontology annotation, cellular component: nucleoplasm; nucleus; rDNA heterochromatin. Lineage: Eukaryota; Metazoa; Chordata; Mammalia; Primates; Hominidae. Gene Ontology annotation, biological process: negative regulation of DNA-templated transcription. The transcript is spliced from 9 exons. The record is from RefSeq and is a predicted model, not a curated record. Gene Ontology annotation, molecular function: p53 binding; NAD+ binding; transcription corepressor activity. The coding region runs from base 1313 to 3568 and encodes 751 amino acids.